GGAGCCGGCGGAGCGGGAGGAGGACAGAGGAGGAGGAGCAGCGCCGCGCCCCCGCCCCGGCCGCCCGCCCGCCGGAUCACAGGCCGAUCGCUUCAACCGCAGCGGGCAGGUCCUGGCCGCCUCCCGCCGGAGCCCGGCGCCGGCAGGGUCCGGGCCGAUGGGCAGCCCCGGGGAGCGGCGGGCGGCGAGGCGGCGGCCCCGGUACGCGCCGCUCCGCGCUCGCGGGCUGUAGCAGGUCCCUGCGGACUGCGUGUCCGAGGGUUUUGCUGUGGCUGUGCCAGCAGGAGCCUGCAGCCCCCUAGGUGAAGGAGAUACUUUUGGCCAGAUGUACUAAGGGAUGUUUCUGAAAAGGACAGGCGUGUUCAAAGUUACUACAACAACUGAGAAACUGUUUGGUUUUGGAGAGACCAUACUCAGAGGAUGUUGUUUGCUUUUGGUUAACAAGAAGAAAAUACAGCUGUCACAGAAGGCUUUGUAAAUAACAAUGCAAUUUGAUUUCCAUCCAUCUUUCUGGUGAGAGUUGGAACUUUUUGCCUCGGUAGACAUGAGCGACCCCAGGCAGUCACAAGAAGAGAAGCACAAGCUUGGCAGAGCCUCUUCCAAGUUCAAGGAUCCUCCCAGAAUCAUGCAGUCCGAUGACUAUUUUGCACGAAAAUUUAAAGCCAUCAAUGGCAACAUGGGACCUGCCACUUCUUUGAAUUCCUCCAGUUCCAAUGAGACUGGUUGUCCAGCCAAUGGUACCCCGGCCGUGCCCAAGAUGGGUGUGAGAGCAAGAGUGUCUGAGUGGCCCCCUAAAAAGGACUGCUCCAAGGAGCUGACCUGCAAGGCUGCCCUGUGGGAAAGCCGGGCUCAGACCAGCUACGAGAGUGUCGCAUCCAUUAUGCACAACGGGCAGAAUGACCAGGGCGACGGGCAGCAAGAGGAGCAGCUGGACCUAGACUUCGUGGAGGCCAAGUAUACCAUCGGAGACAUUUUUGUCCACUCUCCGCAGAGAGGGCUCCACCCCAUCCGGCAGAGAAGCAACAGCGAUGUCACCAUCAGCGACAUCGAUGCCGAGGACGUCUUAGACCAGAACGCGGUGAACCCCAAUACGGGGGCCGCCCUCCACAGGGAGUAUGGGAGCACCUCUUCCAUCGACCGGCAGGGCUUGUCAGGGGAGAACUUUUUUGCGAUGCUCCGAGGGUACCGGGUGGAAAAUUACGACCACAAAGCACUGGCCCCUUUCGGGGUCCCUGAGUUUUUCCCCUGCGACCCCGCCAUCUCUCCCAGCCUCCACGCGGCAGCGCAGAUUUCUCGAGGUGAGUUCGUCCGCCUCUCAGGACUAGACUACAUGGACAGCGCUCUCCUCAUGGGGAGAGACAGGGACAAGCCUUUCAAACGGAGGUUAAAGUCGGAGUCGGUGGAAACGUCCCUCUUCCGGAAGCUGCGGACCGUGAAAAGCGAACACGAGACUUUCAAGUUCAGCUCUGACCUGGACGACGGGCGGCUGGAGAGGGGCGUCCGCCCUUGGAACUGCCAGCGGUGUUUUGCACAUUACGAUGUCCAGAGCAUUUUGUUCAAUAUCAAUGAAGCCAUGGCCACGCGGGCCAACGUGGGCAAGAGGAAGAACAUCACCACCGGGGCUUCUGCAGCUUCCCAGGCUCAGGUGCCCGCCGGCCAGUCGGGUGGCUGUGAGUCCCCGCUGGGGAGCAAGGAGGACCUCAACUCCAAAGAGAACCUGGAUGCCGACGAGGGCGACGGGAAGAGCAACGAGCUGGUCCUCAGUUGUCCCUACUUCCGAAACGAGACCGGCGGGGAGAGCGACAGGCGGAUCGCGCUGUCCAGGGCUAACUCGGCGCCUUUCAGCUCCGGGGAGAGCUGCUCCUUCGAGUCGUCCCUCAGCUCUCACUGCACCAACGCGGGCGUCUCUGUCCUGGAGGUGCCCCGGGAGAACCAGCCCAUCCACAGGGAGAAGGUCAAGCGCUACAUCAUCGAGCACAUCGACCUGGGCGCCUACUACUACCGCAAGUUCUUCUACGGCAAAGAGCACCAGAACUACUUUGGAAUUGACGAGAACCUUGGCCCUGUGGCAGUCAGCAUCCGGAGAGAGAAGGUGGAAGACCCCAAGGAGAAAGAAGGGUCCCAGUUCAACUACCGGGUGGCUUUCAGGACGAGUGAGCUGACGACACUGAGAGGAGCGAUUUUGGAAGAUGCCAUACCCUCUACUGCCAGGCAUGGGACUGCACGGGGACUCCCCCUCAAGGAGGUUCUGGAAUACGUCAUUCCGGAGCUGAGUGUCCAGUGCCUGAGGCAGGCCUCCAGCUCACCGAAGGUCUCAGAGCAGCUGCUUAAGCUCGAUGAGCAAGGGCUGAGCUUUCAGCACAAGAUCGGGAUCCUCUAUUGCAAAGCUGGCCAGAGCACAGAGGAGGAAAUGUACAACAACGAGACGGCGGGACCAGCUUUUGAAGAAUUCCUUGAUCUGCUGGGCCAGAGAGUGCGGCUGAAAGGAUUUAGCAAAUACCGGGCUCAGCUAGACAAUAAAACUGAUUCUACUGGAACGCACUCCCUGUACACCACAUACAAAGACUAUGAGCUCAUGUUCCACGUGUCCACCAUGCUUCCCCACAUGCCCAACAACAGGCAGCAGCUCCUGAGGAAAAGGCAUAUAGGAAAUGACAUCGUGACCAUUGUCUUCCAAGAGCCUGGAGCACUUCCUUUUACUCCCAAAAGCAUCCGGUCCCACUUUCAACACGUCUUCGUCAUCGUCAAAGUGCAUAACCCGUGUACCGAGAAUGUGUGUUACAGUGUUGGAGUUUCUCGAUCAAAAGACGUGCCACCGUUUGGUCCACCAAUUCCCAAAGGCGUAACUUUUCCAAAGUCAGCAGUAUUCCGGGACUUCCUUUUAGCCAAAGUAAUCAAUGCGGAAAACGCAGCCCACAAGUCAGAAAAGUUUCGUGCGAUGGCCACUCGAACGCGGCAGGAGUACCUGAAAGAUCUGGCGGAGAACUUUGUCACCACCGCCACCGUGGACACCUCUGUGAAAUUCAGCUUCAUUACCUUGGGUGCAAAGAAGAAGGAGAAAGUAAAGCCGCGGAAGGACGCCCACCUGUUCAGUGUCGGGGCCAUCAUGUGGCAUGUCAUCGCGCGGGACUUCGGCCAGUCCGCCGACAUUGAAUGUCUCCUUGGGAUUUCCAACGAGUUCAUCAUGCUGAUUGAGAAGGAUUCCAAGAACGUCGUCUUUAACUGUUCCUGCAGGGAUGUCAUUGGCUGGACCUCUGGAUUAGUGAGCAUCAAAGUGUUUUACGAACGAGGGGAAUGUAUCCUUCUGUCCUCCGUGGACAGCUGUGCCGAAGACGUGCGGGAAAUCGUCCAGCGGUUGGGAAUCGUGACCAGAGGCUGCGAGACCGUGGAAAUGACCCUGAGGAGGAACGGGCUGGGCCAGCUUGGCUUCCACGUGAAUUUCGAAGGCAUUGUUGCAGACGUGGAACCUUUUGGUUUUGCGUGGAAGGCCGGCCUUCGCCAAGGGAGCCGCCUUGUGGAGAUCUGCAAAGUGGCCGUGGCCACACUGACUCACGAGCAGAUGAUUGACCUUCUCCGGACAUCCGUGACUGUGAAGGUGGUCAUCAUCCAGCCCCAUGAUGAUGGGUCACCUCGGAGAGGGUGUUCAGAGCUCUGCCGGAUUCCCAUGGUGGAGUACAAGCUAGACAGCGAGGGCACGCCCUGCGAGUACAAGACCCCCUUCCGGAAGAACACCACAUGGCACCGAGUGCCCACGCCUGCCCUGCAGCCGCUGCCCAGGGCCUCCCCAGUCCCCGGCACACCCGACCGGCUGCAGUGCCAGCCGCUGCUCCCGCAGAACCAGGCCGCCAUCCCCCGCAGCACCUCCUUUGACCGGAAGCUGCCCGAUGGCACCAGGAGUUCGCCCAGCAACCAGUCAUCCUCCAGCGACCCCGGCCCUGGCAGGAGCGGACCCUGGAGGCCACAAGUUGGACACGACGGGUGCCAGUCUCCCCUGCUACUGGAGCACCAGGGCUCCAGCCCUUUGGAAUGUGAAGGGUCCAGGGAUCGAGAGGAUACUGCUGAAGGAAGCAGACACUCGGAAACCAAAUGGCACGGCCCACCUUCCAAAAUCUUGAGUUCCUAUAAAGACCGAGGCCUGCAGAAGGACGGAGGCUGCAAAGACUCCCCCAACAAGCUCUCCCACAUUGGAGAGCAAAGCUGCUCCAGCCACUCCAGCAGCAACACACUGUCCAGUAACGCCUCCAGCACCAGCGACGACAAGCACUUCGGGUCUGGGGACCUGAUGGACCCAGAGCUCCUGGGGCUAACCUACAUCAAAGGCGCUUCCACGGACAGCGGUAUCGACACAGCUCCAUGCAUGCCUGCCACGGUCCUGGGCCCUGUGCACCUGCCUGGCAGCCGGUCCCUGGUCCAUGGACGGCCAGAGCAGUGGGCUGACGCCGCUGACAUCCCGGGGCCCGAUGAUGAGCAGGCCAAGCUGUACGCUGUCCACAGCUAUGUGCCGGCCAUCUCCACCAGCGGGGCCACUGACGGCAGCCUGGGUGACCUCAGCGAGAUCUCCUCCCACUCCAGUGGCUCCCACCAUUCAGGAAGCCCCUCCACUCACUGCUCUAAAAGUACCGGGUCUCUGGAUACUUCCAAAGUCUACAUCGUGUCUCACAGCAGUGGUCAACAGGUCCCUGGGUCCACGACCAAGCCCUACCACAGACACGGGGCAGUGAACAAAUACGUCAUCGGCUGGAAGAAGUCGGAAGGCAGCCCGCCACCCGAGGAGCCCGACAUGCCUGAGUGUCAGCGGCUCUACGGGGAGAUGGAGCUCCUGUCUACGGCGGUGCCACAGCAGACCGUGGUGGGCGAUGCUGUUCCGGAAACUCAGCACGUGCUGUCGAAAGAAGACUUUCUGAAACUGAUGCUUCCCGACAGCCCCUUGGUGGAGGAGGGGAGGAGAAAGGAAAGCAGAGUAAGCCUGAGGACGUCAGAAAGGGCAGCUUUCCAGGUGGACAGAGGGAGCCAGAGGCAGUUUUCCUUCUAUGGGAACCUGUCCCCACGGCGCUCGCUGUACCGCACCCUCUCGGACGAGAGCAUCUGCAGCCAUCGGAGGGGGUCUUCCUUCGGCAGCUCCCGAAGCUCCAUCCUGGACCAGGCACUGCCCAACGACAUCCUGUUCAGCACCACCCCACCCUACCACAGCACGCUGCCCCCCCGCACCCAGCCAGCACCCAGCCUGGGGAGCCUGCGCAAUGAGUUCUGGUUCUCCGAUGGGUCCCUAUCAGACAAGUCCAAGUGUGCAGAUCCUGGCCUGAUGCCCCUCCCAGACACUGCCACGGGGUUAGAUUGGACCCACCUCGUGGAUGCUGCCCGGGCAUUUGAAGGUCUUGACUCAGAUGAAGAACUGGGGCUGCUCUGUCACCACGCGUCCUAUCUAGACCAGAGAGUGGCAUCCUUCUGUCCUCUGGCAGAUAUGCAGCAUGGGCAGGACCUGGAAGGGGCCCAGGACCUGCCUUUGUGCGUUGACCCUGGCAGUGGCAAAGAUUUCAUGGACGCCACUGGGGUGCAGUCUCCGUCCACCUUGACUGGGAAAGUCAACCAGCUGGAGCUGAUUCUUCGACAGCUGCAGACAGACCUUCGGAAGGAGAAGCAGGACAAGGCCGUGCUGCAGGCCGAGGUGCAGCACCUGCGUCAGGACAACCUGCGGCUGCAGGAGGAGUCCCAGACGGCUGCAGCCCAGCUGCGCAAGUUCACCGAGUGGUUCUUCAACACCAUCGACAAGAAGCCGUAAGCAGGCCGCCACCCAGCCAGGGGCCCUGAGGGAAGCCUGGAGUCCCUUCACAGUCGCCAACAUGUGGUUUUUCGCUGUGCUUCCGGCCCAUCGUCGCUACGUGUCUGCUGCCCCGCUCUGUCUAGCACCACGUCCCCCGUAGGACAGGGAGCCACGUGUGACCGCAGAGAGCCACGCCCGUGAAGAUGAAUGUAACGCUGGUGUCGAGAUGAAUGUAAACUCUGGUGUCCGCGUGGACCUUUCAGACUCUUCUGAAACGGAGCUCUGGCGUGGGCUUACCUCCCGAGGAAAGAUGGUUGUGUUUCAUCUCCUGUAGAUCAGGUGACCCAGUAGAGAGGUUAAAAGCAAUUCACCAUAGUUUGGGCUUUAGAAUUGUAAAAUAAACAUGAGAACAAAUAAUCAGACGUAUACUUUAAUGUUAAAGGUGCUCUAUUUUUUUGGAUGUACAGUAGUUUUAUUUCCACAGCCACAUUAUCAUAGCAAUAAGAAAGAGGCAGAGGAAAUCGUCAGAAAAGCCCUCCUUGCAGGAGACAGGAAAAGCACUGAUGUGUUGAACACGCUUUCAAAUGCAGUUCCUUUAGAGACAUAUUUAUUUGCAGGAGCAAACGGUGCCUGAAUAUUAACAGUGUUCUGAUUGAAAAAAAAAAAGAUAUGUAUGCCUUGUAAAUGGCUCACUGAGUAGUCACUUCAACUCUUAGUUCACUUUUGUAGAGUUAAUGCUCAGAGUCAACCCGCUAAUCCCUAGAGCUCUCCCAUGUGCCGUGAGCCAGCGGAGCCCCUUGUACAAUGCCAAAUUUGUUUAUCUUUGUACAGAAGCUCUGAUGAAGUGUCUUGUAUUUAACACCCUUAUUUAAGCUUAUUUAACCUUCCAUUGUUAAUUUUAUAAACUUUGGCUGCACCUGCACUAUGACAGAGGGCGGUGUGUAGGUAGCAGCAGGCUCGGAAAAGGAGUGAGCUUGCCGGAGCAGAGUGAUGAGCGGGGCAGGACCGUCUAACAACUGGAUGCUGCUAGUAACAAGUUGUUUGUAUUGCUUUACCAUUUUUAACUGUUCUAUUUGAGAUGAACGUACAUUUUGCUUUUUUAAUAAAUGUGUAAAAGAGUCCA
Phacochoerus africanus (Common warthog) is the source of this 6884-nucleotide messenger RNA. It is a transcript of the gene SIPA1L2, whose product is annotated as signal induced proliferation associated 1 like 2. Lineage: Eukaryota; Metazoa; Chordata; Mammalia; Artiodactyla; Suidae. The transcript has 24 exons. Gene Ontology annotation, molecular function: GTPase activator activity; protein binding. Gene Ontology annotation, cellular component: cytoplasm. The record is from RefSeq and is a predicted model, not a curated record. The coding region runs from base 545 to 5779 and encodes 1744 amino acids. Gene Ontology annotation, biological process: activation of GTPase activity; regulation of small GTPase mediated signal transduction.